ACAAUUCGACGCGUCACAGUUGACCGAGAGUACGGAUGAUUCCUGAGAAAAUGAAGUAUUUUACGAUGCAGGAGGGGUGAGUGACGCAUAUUGUACCCCUCCCCAGGAUGGACAGUUACUUUAAGGCAGCAGUGUGUGACUUGGACAAGCUUUUGGAUGACUUUGAACUGAGUUCAGAGGACCUUGACUACAGACCUGCUGUACAGACUUGUCCUGCUGGCUCAGAACCUUUUCAUCACUCUGGGAACUGUUUACAGCCUCAGUGCUUCACCGCAGAGUCACCCCCAGGUCCUGAUCUCAAAGCCCUCCACUGUUUCCCUAGUGCACCAAGCAACAGCCAAAACCAAAGAGAGCAUGGCUUGAACCAGACGCCUUUAACCGGCGUCGACCUCCUGUCCUCUGUCGAUGGGAGAGCCUCCGAAAGCCUCACGCCCCCGUGUCCUGACAGGGCUUUGAAGCCGGUGUGUGACCUGGUGAACGACACUGGGUCUGCCAUUCUACAAUGUGCAAACAGCCACGAUGCCUUCAAAGAGCUGGAGGAUGCUGAGAAACGCCUGGAUGAAGAGCUGUUGGUGGACUUUGAUAGUCCUGUUGUUGUACAGGAUAACGUGUUCCAAACAACACGUGACGACCAUCUCAGUGGAGCGGGGUCUCUUAGCUUGCUGGAUGUCAUAUUGCCUGCUGCAGUGGUCAGCGACCCUCAGGACUUUUCACAAUGUAGCUCAAAACCAAUGGACGAACAUGACGCGGAGGAGCUCCAAAGUAACAGUUGUAUGGAGGGUUCAGCUAGCCCUACGGAUGAGGCCACAGUUGUGUGUUCUGUGGAUGGUGCAAGAUCCGUUAGCCCCAGUUCAGACGGAAGUAAAGAAUAUCGGACUGAAGAAAUCGCCUCUAGCAGCGAUGUUGGUGCUAUUUCGAGUACACCUGACCUGAAAGAAGUACAAGACUCUAGUGAAAACUUGUGUGCAGAGGAACCAGAGUGUUUAUCUGCGAGUCCAUCCGCAGAAAAGGCCCCGUCCUUGUCCUGCAUCCCAAUGGCUGUGUCCAUGUGCGGAUCCCUCGUGACGUCUUCAGACACUCAGGAAACGGUAAUCCAUGAAAAUACAGGUAAAACGGAAGCCUCUUGUGCUGAAUCUAAGGAAAAACCAUCCAAUCAGGAGCCUUCAGAGAGUUUGUCGUCCGGUGAAGUCGCGUGCCCUGACACACUAGUCAGACAGGAUUCCUCACGUGAGGAUGACUCUGAAGCUUUGCAAUUGCCAGUAAAACCAGAGGAGCAGUCACACGACUUGUCUGAUUCAUCUGAUCGUAUUUUGAAAGACUCAUUGCCUCCAGCUGAGGAAACUGUUUAUAGUAGCUUUGCAGAGGAUAGUCAUUCCCCAGCUUUUGACGGAAUCUCUGAUUACUCUGAGUUUAAGUACGAGAGCGAAUAUCUCUCAACAGGUGAAGAUGUGGCAAUGGUUACUGAUGAAGAACUGGAUGCCUAUUUGAGCCAGGUUGGGGCAUUCCAUUCUGAGGUGCCAUCAGAGAAAGUGGUUGGUGAUAAUUUUUCAGAGCUAAAUGGAGAUUUAGAAAGUGAAGGCAUCUUGGAUGGGCUCCGUAACAACAAAGUGAAAGAUAACUCUUUGUCAGAGGACGACCACUCAUUCGGGUUUGCGGAGGAGAACGAACAUGGAGACGCACCCUUCUCAUCUCAGGACGUUGCCCCGUCAACAACAGAAGAUGCGCAGACGGACAUCUCAAACCCUGAAGAAAGUCAGUCAACCUGCAAUGCGAAUCAGCAGCUGUAUUUUGGAGGGGCAAGGCCUAAGCAAACGUCCAAUCAAACUGCAAGAUCACCACCAGCAGUGGAGUGCCAAAGAGGAAGUGCGAUAGAGGAGGGAAUGUCUAGUCCAGUAGAUAAUUUGGAAAACGACACUCAGAACUCUCUCACUUCCCCAACAGUGGGACAAACGGGUGAUUUUGAGAGAUCUGGUUCUGGUUUUCCCCCUCAGUAUGAAUGUGAAUAUAGACAAAUGCCUGAUGAACUUUCCGAACCACCUCCUUAUCCUGGAGAAAAACCGAGAGAAGGUUCUGAUGAACUUUCCGGAAUGGAGGGAAGCACUCUUGGUUCCAGGCAGCCAGCGUGGGUCCCUGAUUCUGAAGCCCCUAACUGCAUGAAGUGUGGGCAGAAGUUCACAUUUACAAAGAGGAGGCACCACUGUCGAGCCUGUGGAAAAGUGUACUGUGCCACCUGUUGUAACAGGAAAUGCAGACUAAAAUAUCUUGAACGAGAGGCCAGAGUGUGCGUUGUCUGUCACGACACUAUACAGAAAGCUCAAGCCCAUGAGAGGAUGAUGAGCCCGACGGGGCCCAGUCCAAACCCGAACAUCCCGUCAGAGUACUGCUCCACCAUCCCUCCCAUGCAACAGGCCCGUGCCUCUGGCACCCUCAACUCACCUCCGCCCACUGUCAUGGUUCCCGUGUCUGUGCUCAAACACCCCGGCAACGACGGUUUUCCUCGAGAGCAGAAACACGUGUGGUUUGCGGACGGCAUUUUGCCCAACGGGGAGGUGGCAGACACCACCAAACUGUCCAUGAGGGGCAGGAGAUCCUCUCAGGAAUCCAGCCCCGUCACACCCGAUCCCCCAGUGGGUGGCGACAAAGACCAUGUCGGUUUCGAGGACUCGGUGGGUGAGGCCUUGACCAACCCCGAGAGCCCGGCGGAGGCCGGCCGACCCCCCGUCAGCGGGCCGUGGGACUACGCCCUGCUGUGCGGGGUGGCCGGCUGCGUGCAGGGUGGGGCGAAUCUUGUGCCCGAGGAUGAUGAGGGUUUGCCUCCGCUUCUCAUUAUCACGGGAGAGGAUGAUGGAGGAGAUUUAUUACUGGAGGAGCGUCCUGCUGCCUGCCAGAUUCUCCUGCUUCUUGAGGAGGGAGGUCCACGGCCUUUGACCUUUGUCCUCAACGCCAACCUGUUGGUCAACGUCAAGCUCGUCAAUUAUAAUGGAAAGAAAUGCUGGUGCUUCAGCUCCGUUGGCCUUCAGGGCGUGGGCCAAAGGGAACUGGUCUUUGUCAUAGAGUGUCUUCCCGAGGAGAACAGUUUGCCCAGAGACAUGUUUGAUCUCUAUGUCACCAUCUAUCAGGACGCACAGAGAGGAAAAUUCAUCGAGGACCUCGGCAACCUGACAUUUACUGACAGUUUUCUGGGCAGUAAAGACCAUGCAGGGUUCCUCUUUUUCUCACCCACCUUUCAGCCCUUAGAGGGCCUGUCUUUGCCCCCGGGGGCCUUUUUAUAUGGGGUUCUCAUUCAGAAGCUGGAGGUGCCUUGGGCCAAAGUGUUUCCCCUGCGUCUGCUUCUCAGGCUGGGAACAGAAUACAACAUGUAUCCAAGCGCGCUGGUGAGCGUCCGCUACCGAGAGGCUGUGUACAAAGAGACGGGACACACCAUCAUGAACCUGUUAGCAGACCUGAGAAAUUACCAGUACACUUUGCCUGUGGUAGAAGGUCUACGAAUUCACAUGGAAGUGGGCAACAGCUACAUCGACAUUCCGAAAUCCAAGUUCAGUGAGAUGCUGAAAGUGGUGAAUGCCUCAAACGAGCAUGUGAUAAGUGUUGGAGCUUGUUUCAGCACCCAGGCAGACUCUCACUUAGUCUGCUUUCAGAACAAGGAAGGGAACUACCAGACGCAAGCCAACAGCGUCCAGGGAAAGACCAGGAAAGUUACCGGGGCCAGUUUUGUGGUUUUUAAUGGAGCCCUCAAAGCCUCGUCGGGGUUUAUUGCCAAAUCCAGCAUUGUUGAAGAUGGCCUCAUGGUUCAGAUCCCGCCGGACACGAUGGAAUCCCUGCGACAGGCUCUGCGUGAUCAGGCCGACUUCCAGAUUCCCUGCGGGAAGGCCGACUCCAGCGAGGCCCGGGAAAACGUCACCGUGCGCUGGGUCGACUGGACAGUUCCAGUAAACGCUGGCAUGACUAGCCCCAUAGAUGGAAAGUCUCUGGAGGGGGUGUCCAGUGUCAAAGUCCAGCAGGAGUCUGAGUUUGAGUGUGACGGAAGGACCAUCAGGUGCACUGAGGUGUUUUACCUCUUGAAAAGUCCAGACUGCUCCCUGCCUGCCAUCCUGCCCUCCUGUAGUCAGUUCCAGAGGGAAAUAGGCACAGCAGGAUGUGCAGCACUCUGCCCUCACCUCUCCGUCUUAACCAGGAGUGGAAUCAACUCCCUCGGCCUACGGGUGUCCACGGACACUGACAUGGUGGAGUACCAGGCAGGUUGUGGAGGAAAGCUCCUCCCACAGAAGUACAUGAACGAGCUGGACGGAGCUCUCAUCCCAGUCAUUCACGGAGGGAGCUCCGCCGUCCCCCACCAAGCCAUGGACAUGGAGUUCAUCUUCUACAUCACCCAGAUCAUGUGAGAUUUGAUCUGCUCACCUUUAGCCUCGCUCACGCGUCAACCUACACAGGGACAGUCCGCCCUGGCCCUCAGAGUGAGUGACGGACUGCUGAAGAGACACAAGGCCUGUGUCACAGGGCUGCGUCCCCUUAACGUGACAUCUCUCGACAGAGAGAGAGAGAGAGAGCGAGAGAGAGACGUUAGCUGCGCGAGAUGCACGUGAUGGGAGUGUGAAAUGCAGCCCAUGCCGUUUGGCUCUAGUACACACCAGAGUCUUGUGUUGAAGGCUCUCGAAAGUCAUUCGGAACCUUUCUGGCCGAUGUAGAGAACAUUUACGGAAAAAAACAAAGCCCCAUAAAUGUUGUAUGGACUUGUUACUUCACCUUUGGAUGUAUUUGCUGCAUCUGUUAAUUUAAAUGCAGCGUACUGAAUGUUAGCGAA
This is a messenger RNA of Chanos chanos (milkfish), 4801 nucleotides long. It is a transcript of the gene zfyve16, whose product is annotated as zinc finger, FYVE domain containing 16. Gene Ontology annotation, molecular function: metal ion binding. Gene Ontology annotation, biological process: endosomal transport. NCBI's taxonomy places the organism in Eukaryota, Metazoa, Chordata, Actinopteri, Gonorynchiformes, Chanidae. The record is from RefSeq and is a predicted model, not a curated record. Bases 108 to 4382 code for a protein of 1424 amino acids. Gene Ontology annotation, cellular component: early endosome membrane. The transcript is spliced from 18 exons.